Molecule: messenger RNA, 1134 nt
Organism: Magnolia sinica
Lineage: Eukaryota; Viridiplantae; Streptophyta; Magnoliopsida; Magnoliales; Magnoliaceae
Product: long chain acyl-CoA synthetase 4-like
Exons: 11
Biological process (GO): DNA-templated transcription elongation
Cellular component (GO): membrane; endoplasmic reticulum
Molecular function (GO): long-chain fatty acid-CoA ligase activity
Source: RefSeq, a predicted model, not a curated record
UGUUCUUGGAAUGUGUUACAGUUGAACGAGGAGGAUGUUUAUUUAUCUUAUCUCCCUCUGGCACAUAUCUUUGAUCGGGUGAUUGAGGAGUUGUUUAUUUCUCAUGGUGCCUCAAUAGGAUUUUGGCGUGGGGAUGUAAAAUUAUUAAUUGAAGACAUUGGGGAGCUAAAACCAACUAUUUUCUGUGUUGUUCCACGUGUGCUGGAUUCGAUCUAUACAGGUCUGACAGAGAAGAUUUCUUCAGGAGAUUUCUUGAAGCAUACAUUGUUUAACAUCGCAUACGCAGCACCACUUUUUGACAAAGUAGUUUUCAGCAAGGUAAAGCAAGGAUUAGGCGGAAAAGUAGGACUUAUUUUAUCUGGAGCUGCUCCACUUGCAACACAUGUGGAAGCUUUUCUACGGGUGGUGGCAUGUGCUCAUGUUCUACAAGGCUAUGGUCUGACGGAAACUUGCGUGGGGACAUUUGUCUCACUACCGAAUGAACUAUCAAUGCCAAAUGUAGAUGUGUGCCUGGAGUCUGUUCCUGAAAUGGGAUAUGAUGCCAAUUCAAGCACACCACGUGGAGAGAUUUGUGUAAGGGGAAAUACCCUGUUCUCAGGAUACUUUAAACGAGAAGACCUCACAAAAGAAGUCAUGGUCGGUGGAUGGUUCCACACAGGGGAUAUCGGCGAGUGGCAGCCAAAUGGAAGUAUGGAAAUCAUUGACAGGAAAAAGAACAUUUUCAAGCUUUCACAAGGAGAAUAUGUUGCGAGUGGCAGCCAAACAGGGGAACCUUGCCUCUCUUUUUUUGUCACUUUGCUCAUGGGACCCCAGCAAGAGGCCAACGGCUGUAGAGGCCCUCCAACAUUCAAAUGCACGAUAAUAUCUGCAUUUUCUGUUGAGCAUGUGAAAGGUUAUAUUUAUAUUGAAGCUGAUAGGGAACGUGAAGUCGUUGAGGUAUGUAAAGCGCUUUGUAGUAUAUAUUCUAGUAGAGUGGUGCUGGUUCCCAAAAAUGAAGUUCUCUAUCUGCUUUCUCUUCAAAUCAAAUCAAGUGAAGUUUCUAAGGGCACAUGGGUCCUCGUGAAGUAUGGGAAAUACAAAGGGGACCUUGCACAGGUUGUGGCAGUUGAUGAUGCACGGAAGAGGCCACCGUAA